UCUCGUGUAGUACAGCGCGAGCGUGCAGCGAUAUUUGAUCGUGUCAUGAUACAGAAGUUGAUAACGGGCUGUCUCAAGUCAGUUUUGUUUCACACUCCUGUGUGCCGGGCCGGUCUUGUUGCUGCGCGAUUCUGUGGUCCAGCCUUUUUAUCAAAUUCCAGUAUGUCACUCCUCGAAAGCGCGAAAAAAGCUGCUGCUUUCCGUGCCGUAGAUGAAUGUGUGAAGGACAAGGACAUCGUCGGGGUGGGCAGUGGUUCGACUGUUGUAUAUGCAGUGGAAAGAUUAGCGGAACGUGUGCAAAAAGAGAAGCUACAACUAGUCUGCAUACCAACAUCUUUCCAAGCACGCCAGCUUAUAGUUGAAAAUAAUCUUACUCUUGGAGACUUGUCUCGAUAUCCACAGCUUGAUGUAGCCAUUGACGGAGCUGAUGAACUUGAUAGUAACUUUGUUGCUAUUAAAGGAGGUGGAGGCUGUCUCACUCAAGAAAAAAUUGUUGCUUCCUGUGCCAAACACUUUGUAGUUAUUGCUGACUACACGAAAGACUCACAAGUUUUAGGAGAGCAAUACAAGAAAGGAAUUCCCAUUGAAGUUAUACCUUUAGCUUAUGUACCUGUGAUGAACAAAAUAAAAGCACUAUAUGGUGGUGAGGUUCAGUUACGGAUGGCUAAAAUGAAGGCUGGCCCUGUUGUGACAGAUAAUAGCAAUUUCAUUGUUGAUUGGCAUUUCCCUGAAGAUAAAUUUAAUUGGAAAGAUGUCAACACCAAUAUCAACUUAAUUCCAGGUGUAGUGGAUACUGGUCUUUUUGUGGAUAUGGCUGAUAGAGCAUUCUUUGGCUAUGCUGAUGGUUCUGUUAAAGAAAAAACUUGCUCUGGAAAGUGAUCUGAUUAUGACAGACAUAAUACAUCUGUUUCAAAAUGUUCUCAGACAAGGAACUUGAUUAUUUCAGAAGAUCUUUUUGUUAUGUAUAUUUAAGUAGGACUGCAUUGUUUUUUCUUACUCAUUUUACUUGUACCAGCUUAUUUUUAUAUAAAUUUUUAUAAUUUCUGCCAUUUUUGAGACUGAUGUAUGUACAGUAUCAUAUUCUGCACCAUUUUUUAUAGUACAAAAGUUUUGAAAAGGUUGAUGCCAUAAUUAUUGCCAUUGAAAUAGAUUCUCAUUGUACCACUUUA
This is a messenger RNA of Frankliniella occidentalis (western flower thrips), 1169 nucleotides long. It is a transcript of the gene Rpi, whose product is annotated as ribose-5-phosphate isomerase. Gene Ontology annotation, cellular component: intracellular membrane-bounded organelle. Gene Ontology annotation, biological process: pentose-phosphate shunt, non-oxidative branch; D-ribose metabolic process. The coding region runs from base 46 to 879 and encodes 277 amino acids. Gene Ontology annotation, molecular function: ribose-5-phosphate isomerase activity. The transcript is spliced from 7 exons. Lineage: Eukaryota; Metazoa; Arthropoda; Insecta; Thysanoptera; Thripidae. The record is from RefSeq and is a predicted model, not a curated record.